Eutrema salsugineum is the source of this 1751-nucleotide messenger RNA. RefSeq lists its product as uncharacterized. The coding region runs from base 181 to 1506 and encodes 441 amino acids. The record is from RefSeq and is a predicted model, not a curated record. The transcript is spliced from 3 exons. Lineage: Eukaryota; Viridiplantae; Streptophyta; Magnoliopsida; Brassicales; Brassicaceae.
AUCCUUCACUCUCUACACAAAAUCUCUUUCUCUCUCUCUCUCUUUCUCUUCUUAUAAGAAAAGAGCAAAAAGCUUUCUUCGUUUUACUAUUUCCAUGAUUCUGAAUUCCACAAAGAAAGAGAAAGAGAGAGAGACAGAGAGUGAGCAAAUAAAAAAGGUUUUUAAGUAAAAUUUGUCUCCAUGGCUGCUCAUGAGAAGAAGAAGAAGCUCUUAUUACAUGAGCUGCUUCAAGAUGACCAAGAGCCUUUUCAUCUCAACCAUUACAUCGCCGAGCUUCGAUCUCAGAUGGGUCACUCCGAUUUGCGUCUCAAGAAGCGAAAGUCCGAAAACGCAGCCGUUUUACCUCAUGGUUUCUUCUCCUGCGAGAGUUCUUGUUUCUUCGCGACUCAUAAUUCACCCGACCCGAGAAAAUCUCCUCUCUUUGAACUCCGUUCUCCGGCGAAGAAGAAGACCCGUGACGGUCGAGUUCUCCUCCAUAUUCCGGCGAGAACCGCCGCAAUUCUGAUGGAAGCUGCGGCGAGGAUUCAGAAGCAGCAGUCGGAGAAAGCGAACAAGAAAGCUCGGAACAGAGGAAACGCGUUCGGGAUGUUCGGGUCCGUUUUGAAGCGGUUGACAAGCCGUAGAGCGAAAACGCGUCUGGAUAACGCUGAUGGAAACGCGAUUUCGUCGGAACGCGGGUCAGAACCGACGAGUAGCAGUAGCCGCCGGCGAGAGCGUUUCGUGGAGAUUGGCGAUAAGUGUUUUUGUGAGAGCCCUUUUCAUUUCGUCCUCCACACAACUCCUUCCUCUUCCGGUCACCGGACUCCUCACUUCACUUCGGCGGCUACUUCUCCGGCGCGACGCAGUACAGAGGACGAAGAUAGCGAUGAGACAGAGAGCUCAGAGAAAGUGAGAGGACAAGAAGAAGAAGAUAAAGAAGAGGAAGACAAGGAACAAUGUAGCCCUGUCUCUGUACUUGACCCUCUUGAGGAGGAGGAGGAGGAAGACGAGGACCACCACCAGCGAGAGCCUGACCAUCUCAAUCUCCUCUCUUGCAGCUUUGAAGUUGUACAACGCGCGAAAAGGAGGCUACUCAAGAAGCUUCGUAGAUUCGAGAAGCUAGCGGGGCUGGAUCCAGUAGACCUGGACGGAAAGAUGUCAGAAGAAGAAGAAGAGGAAGAGUAUGAGGAUAGCGAGGAAGACGAUAACAUAAGGGUUUAUGAUUCGGAUGAAGAAUAUGAGGACGUAGACGAAGCGAUGGCACGAGAGGGUGGAUGCGUGGAAGAGGAGAGGAGGAAGAAGAAUGAUGAGAGGCAGAAGAAGUGGAGGAUGAUGAAAGCGUGGAGGGUAGGAAUGGGUGCAGAGGAGGACGUAGACGCGGUGGUGAGGAAAGAUAUGAGAGGAGAGGCAGGAGAAUGGAUAAGACACGGUGGAGAAGUGGAGGAGACCGUGUCUGAUCUCGAGCUCUCUAUCUUCGUCUUCUUGAUUGAUGAAUUUUCCCACGAACUUGUCUCUUCUCCUCCAUGAAAAAAAAAUGAAUUUUAUCAGACACAGGAAAAUUAGUAGAUUUCUAGAAAGAUUAUUACCUCUAUGAAAUGAAGUAGGUUUAACGUUAUGGAGAAUAAUUUGGUUUAUCAAGUCAAAGAUAUCUAGAAAUCUACUAAAUAUUUGUUUCUAGGUUAAAAUAUAUUAGAUAGGUGUGUUUCUAGUUUCCCUUGUGUGUAGUGAAUUAGUACUACCACAGUCCAACAAUGCAUUUGUGAUUUAUAUAG